Didymella exigua CBS 183.55 is the source of this 810-nucleotide messenger RNA. RefSeq lists its product as uncharacterized. Gene Ontology annotation, biological process: Golgi vesicle transport; endocytic recycling; retrograde transport, endosome to Golgi. The record is from RefSeq and is a predicted model, not a curated record. Bases 1 to 810 code for a protein of 269 amino acids. The transcript is spliced from 2 exons. Gene Ontology annotation, cellular component: EARP complex; GARP complex; membrane. NCBI's taxonomy places the organism in Eukaryota, Fungi, Ascomycota, Dothideomycetes, Pleosporales, Didymellaceae.
AUGUCCACUAUAGCUUCGCCGCGCGCGAGCUCCUCUAUACGUAGCCCCUCGUCCACACGCAACUCAUUCGAUAGCUCCACGCGACCACCGCUGAAUGCGCGCCGUAACCGGGCAGCGCUCCGAGACUACUAUGGUAUUAAGAAUGCUCAGAAAGAGGUAGAUGCCAAGAUUUCAGAGGAGUCGACCAGGACAGGGCUAGGCCCUGAAGAAGACGAGACACUGACAGAACUGGAUGCCGCCGACUUCGAUGCUGAGGCCUUCGUAGACGGUCUACUCGCAAAAGAGGGCUUGAAGGGCGUGUUGAAGGUCGAAGCUGAUCUUAUAUCACAAAUCAGGAACCUCGACAGCGAUAGAAAGUCCCUCGUCUAUGACAACUACUCGAAGCUGCUAUCUGCAACAAGUACUAUCCGUCGAAUGCGCGGUAACAUGGACCCCUUGGCACCAACUACCCACACACUCGGGCCUGCAAUAGCGCAUAUCGCCGAGACCGCUGCCUCGCUCUCUUCCUCCAUGCAAAGUCUCCAGAGUAAGCCUGACGGAUUAGGCAUCGAUAUACACAUACAGGGCGAGCCAGACGAGGAGGAACAAGCUGUUAGGAAGAAGAAGCAGCAGCAGCAGGAGACUGUCAGAUGGGUGUUGGGCACACCAAGACGCCUGCGUGAUUUGAUAGACCAAGAGCAGGAGGAAGAGGCUGCAAAGGAAUGGGAGGACGUGAGCAAGAUUCUUGACAAGUGGAAGGGUGUUGCUGGUGUCGAAGACCUCCGAGCAGCUUGCGAGAGCAUCUUGAACGAGGAUGCAGAGUCCGACUGA